AUGGCACUGGAUCUGGCCAACAGAGCGUCACAGGACUUCCAAAUUCUGAUGACCCCGAAUCAUUUUGGAUUGUCAAGUCAAUUAUUGGAUCCAAAUGCUCAAGAGGGUGAGAAUUACGGAAAAUUCUUGCACAGCCAUCAUCAUAAGUCCCCGUUGUCAAAUCAACAGGAAGUCAGCGCUUUUGAUGGAUUAGAUACAGGUGACAAUUGGAAGUUGAUAUGUGUAGAUACCUCCGCGAAAUAUUGGUUGCGGGAGCAGAAAAUCAAACUUUUACACGUCGACACGUCAUUAUACUUGUCAUCGAACAAAGAGAUGGUUUAUAAUAACCCAAUUAAUGGACAAAUUGAGGUUGCAGCUUCGUCGAGAAAUGAUAAGAAUACCGAGUGGAUUGCACAGGAAGGGAUGUACUUUGCUGAUAAAAACACAAAAUCAUCAUAA
Acaulospora colombiana is the source of this 438-nucleotide messenger RNA. NCBI's taxonomy places the organism in Eukaryota, Fungi, Glomeromycota, Glomeromycetes, Diversisporales, Acaulosporaceae. The record is from the annotation of a GenBank genome assembly.